Messenger RNA from Bombina bombina (fire-bellied toad), 1239 nucleotides. RefSeq names its product guanine nucleotide-binding protein subunit alpha-11-like. Gene Ontology annotation, cellular component: heterotrimeric G-protein complex. The coding region runs from base 25 to 1239 and encodes 404 amino acids. Gene Ontology annotation, biological process: phospholipase C-activating dopamine receptor signaling pathway; adenylate cyclase-modulating G protein-coupled receptor signaling pathway; action potential. Gene Ontology annotation, molecular function: G-protein beta/gamma-subunit complex binding; GTPase activity; guanyl nucleotide binding. The record is from RefSeq and is a predicted model, not a curated record. Lineage: Eukaryota; Metazoa; Chordata; Amphibia; Anura; Bombinatoridae. The transcript is spliced from 2 exons.
CGGGCCACGGUGCCGGGGGAAGGGAUGACUCUGGACUCCAUGAUGGCCUGCUGCCUGAGUGAGGAGGUGAAGGAGUCCAAGAGAAUCAACGCUGAAAUCGAAAAGCAACUGAAGAGAGAUAAAAGAGACGCAAGACGGGAGCUCAAAUUGCUGCUUCUCGGUACAGGAGAAAGUGGGAAAAGCACUUUUAUCAAACAGAUGAGGAUAAUUGAUGGCUCGGGUUAUUCAGAGGAAGAUCAGAAUAUCUUCACUUCCAUGCAGUCCAUGAUUCGAGCCAUGGAGACAUUAAAAAUUCUUUACAAGUUUGAGCAAAAUAAGGCCAAUGCCCUGCUGGUGCGUGAAGUUGAUGUAGAAAAAAUUUGCUCCUUCGAACAGCCAUAUGUGACUGCCAUUAUAAACCUGUGGAAUGACCCAGGGAUCCAGGAGUGCUAUGACCGGCGGAGGGAAUACCAACUAUCAGACUCCACCAAGUAUUACCUCUCCGAUGUUGACCGUAUUGCCAUUCCGGGUUACCUGCCCACGCAACAGGAUGUGCUGCGUGUCAUAGUGCCAACCACGGGUAUCAUAGAAUAUCCUUUUGACCUGGAGAACAUAAUCUUCAGAAUGGUGGAUGUUGGGGGUCAGAGAUCAGAGAGAAGAAAAUGGAUUCACUGUUUUGAGAAUGUCACAUCAAUCAUGUUCCUUGUAGCGCUUAGUGAAUACGACCAGGUUCUUGUUGAGUCUGAUAAUGAGAACCGCAUGGAGGAGAGCAAAGCCUUGUUUAGAACCAUCAUCACGUACCCCUGGUUUCAGAAUUCCUCUGUUAUCCUCUUUCUAAACAAAAAGGACCUGCUGGAGGAUAAGAUCAUGUACUCCCACCUUGUAGACUACUUUCCAGAGUUUGAUGGUCCUCAGAGGGAUGCCACAACGGCCCGGGAGUUCAUCUUGAAGAUGUUUGUAGACCUGAAUCCUGACAGCGACAAGAUUAUCUACUCUCAUUUCACCUGCGCCACAGACACUGAAAACAUCCGCUUUGUCUUUGCUGACCUGCUGGAGGAUAAGAUCAUGUACUCCCACCUUGUAGACUACUUUCCAGAGUUUGAUGGUCCUCAGAGGGAUGCCACAACGGCCCGGGAGUUCAUCUUGAAGAUGUUUGUAGACCUGAAUCCUGACAGCGACAAGAUUAUCUACUCUCAUUUCACCUGCGCCCCAGACACUGAAAACAUCCGCUUUGUCUUUGCUGUAGGGGGUGGAAGAUAA